AUGCUGACUAAAGCUGUGGAUAGGACUGCGCUGACCCAUUUCUUCUGUAAUGAAGCAGCUUCCGGGCACAGAGCACCAGCAGUAAACAUGGCGGAGGAGCUGUUGGAAGCGGUGGAGAGACUUCAGUCUCGGCUCUCCGAGAACCUAGAGCCUCGCAAGGUAAUAAUCGAAAGGGCCAGAAUGGAACAGCAAGGUUGUAGCGGAUGACUUGCGCCCUCUAUAAAUUUUCAAAUAUUGUCGCGUGGGAGGUAACAGUAGUUUCGCGAAUGUAGCUAGCUAGUGCUUUUUCUAAGAUCACGUCACGAUAUGUAGCUUAGCCUACUAACUGGGUUUCUUAACCAGAGUUCAUGUUAAGUUUAACCUAGUCCUCGAGCUACCUGCCAAUUCCGCAGACCUGUACUUUAUGAAAUGGAGCCUGUCACUGCUAAUAAAGUGCCAAUAAUGUAGCCAGUUAGCUAGUGUUGAAACAACCACAACAAGCGAAAACGAAGCGAGGUCCUGGCUAGAAGGGAUCCAGCUUUUGUCAAAUUAACGUCAAGAUUUCACUUUUCGUAGCAGGUUAGGAGAAUGUACGCAGCAGGUUAGAAUUAACGUAGCAGGUUAGGCGAAUUAGGCUAUGGCAAGGAAAAUGGGUUAGCUUAAAUGCAAAACAUUUCAACUUUUGACGUUAAUUUGACAAAAACUGCAUCCCUUCUAGACAUGACCCCACAGCGAUUGUAUAAACUCCACGAUCGAGUGACCGCAACAGCAGCACGGGCCUAGUUGUUAGAUUGUUGCACAUUAUUCAAUGGAUCAGUACAAGUUUAAGGGCAACAACAAUACAUUCGGUCAUAGUGCCUUAUUGUGAUAUCGGCCGUAUCUUAAUUGUGUCUCAUUGAACAUAUAAAUCCCUGCACACACUGCCAUGUUGUGGUGGAUGUUUGUCAGCUGAUCAACUUUAGUAAACACAACCCCCUCUCCGGAUAUGUGUAGCUAGCCUACCCCCACAACCCCCUCACAUAGUCCACGACAAUGGACAAAUCUUGAUGACACCAUGACGGUGUGCAAUUUGGGCAAAUUUGUGUAGUCAAAUUCUGAAUCAAGCACAGUCUGAAAGUACUACACAGUUUGACAUAGCCUACAAAGUCAAAUUACCAGUUGGCCUACACCUUUAUACAUAUAGCGCACACUUUCACACAGUAGACUCAUGUUUUCAAUGCUUUGAUUUUGUAAAUAUUGUUAUCUCUUUAUAUUUCAUUAAUUCAAUGAUCAGCAGCCUUGAAUUAACCUGAACGUUACCUUUAACAAGCUUUGUGUGCACUUUGCUAGUGUGCAGACUGUUCUGUUCUUCUCAGAAUCAGGCUAGCUAGGUUGAUCAGUACAGAGGAUGUAGUGAGCGCUCUGUAAUUCUUGUGUAUUUGCACUAUCUAGCUCCUGAAGACCCUCAAAAGGCUGGGGGAGCUGCCUAUGACUGUGGAUAUCCUUGUGGUAAGAUUUUGAAACAAUGUACAGUGAGGGGAAAAAGUAUUUGAUCCCCUGCUGAUUUUGUACGUUUGCCCACUGACAAAGACAUGAUCAGUCUAUAAUUUUAAUGGUAGGUUAAUUUGAACAGUGAGAGACAGAAUAACAACAACAAAAUCCAGAAAAACGCAGGUCAAAAAUGUUAUAAAUUGAUUUGCAUUUUAAUGAGGGAAAUAAGUAUUUGACCCCUCUGCAAAACAUGACUUAGUCCUUGGUGGCAAAACCCUUGUUGGCAAUCAGAGGUCAGAUGUUUCUUGUAGUUGGCCACCAGGUUUGCACACAUCUCAGGAGGGAUUUUGUCCCACUCCUCUUUGCAGAUCUUCUCCAAGUCAUUAAGGUUUCGAGGCUGACGUUUGGCAACUCGAACCUUCAGCUCCCUCCACAGAUUUUCUAUGGGAUUAAGGUCUGGAGACUGGCUAGGCCACUCCAGGACCUUAAUGUGCUUCUUCUUGAGCCACUCCUUUGUUGCCUUGGUCGUGUGUUUUGGGUUAUUGCCAUGCUGGAAUACCCAUCCACGACCCAUUUUCAAUGCCCUGGCUGAGGGAAGGAGGUUCUCACCCAAGAUUUGACGGUACAUGGCCCCGUCCAUUGUCCCUUUGAUGCUGUGAAGUUGUCCUGUCCCCUUAGCAGAAAAACACCCCCAAAGCAUAAUGUUUCCACCUCCAUGUUUGACGGUGGGGAUGGUGUUCUUGGGGUCAUAGGGAGCAUUCCUCCUCCUCCAAACACGGGGAGUUGAGUUGAUGCCAAAGAGCUCGAUUUGGUCUCAUCUGACCACAACACUUUCACCCAGUUCUGCUCUGAAUCAUUCAGAUGUUCAUUGGCAAACUUCAGACGGGCCUGUAUAUGUGCUUUCUUGAGCUGGGGGAUCUUGCGGGCGCUGCAGGAUUUCAGUCCUUCAUGGCGGAGUGUGUUACCCAUUGUUUUCUUGGUGACUAUGGUCCCAGCUGCCUUGAGAUCAUUGACAAGAUCCUCCCGUGUAGUUCUGGGCUGAUUCCUCACCGUUCUCAUGAUCAUUGCACCUCCAAGAGGUGAGAUCUUGCAUGGAGCCCCAGGCCGAGGGAGAUUGACAGUUCUUUUGUGUUUCUUCCAUUUGCGAAUAAUCGCACCAACUGUUGUCACCUUCUCACCAAGCUACUUGGCGAUGGUCUUGUAGCCCAUUCCAGCCUUGUAUAGGUCUACAAUCUUGUCCCUGACAUUCUUGGAGAGCUCUUUGGUCUUGGCCAUGGUGGAGAGUUUGGAAUCUGAUUGAUUGAUUGCUUCUGUGGACAGGUGUCUUUUAUACAGGUAACAAGCUGAGAUUAGGAGCACUCCCUUUAAGAGUAUGCUCCUAAUCUCAGCUCGUUACCUGUUUAAAAGACACCUGGGAGCCAGAAAUCUUUCUGAUUGAGAGGGGUCAAAUACUUAUUUCCCUCAUUAAAAUGCAAAUAAAUUUAUAACAUUUUUGACCUGUGUUUUUCUGGAUUUUGUUGUUGUUUUUCUGUCUCUCACUGUUCAAAUAAACCUACCAUUAAAAUUAGACUGAUCAUUUCUUUGUCAGUGGGCAAACGUACAAAAUCAGCAGGGGAUCAAAUACUUUUUCCCCUCACUGUAUGCUCAUGUCAUGAUUCUUCUUUCAUAAAUGCAAAUGUGAUAGUAUCUCUGUAGUCUUCAAGACUGCACACAUUGGUUGCAUUGCACUAUAGUUCCUCACAGUGUUCUUUUAGAAGAGGAAUCCAAAUACAGGCUCUGGUUUUGCAACAUUCUCCUAGCCAGCUGCUUUAUAGGAGUUGAUGUGCUGUUCAAUAUUGUCAAGCAACCUUCAGAACAUGCUCACUUCCUUUUAUGAUGGGCAAUAAUGCUAAUGUGGCCUGUUUUUAUGUGCAUUACUAAGUGUACUGGCAUGCUCACUUAACCAUUAGAGCGCCUGAAUCUAUACAAACCAUGUUGCUCUCCAAACAUGACCCACACGACACCAGUGUCAAAACAUAAUGUACUGAUAAUGAGGACACCCGCCUACUAUCUAUGUCAUGCUUAUAUUUUGUUCUCGCCGGUGCAGGAAACUGGAGUAGAAAAAACUGUGAAUUCGUUCCGGAAACAUGAUCUUGCUGGAGAUCUUGCGAAGAGCCUUGUGGCCAAGUGGAAGAAACUGGUUCCCACCCCGUCUGCUGAAAGGUACGCUAUUACUGAGGGAUUGGGGGACUUCUUCUGAUUUGUCUUCUUCGUCUUUUUCUCAGCGUAUUGUCAUCUAAAUUCUACUGAAGUGUAGCUUUGUUUUUCUUCUUCCUCACAGACCCGGUAACGCCAAGGACUUACGGACACAUGCGCACCCUCGCAGAUCCGAGGGAACGGACGUAAGCCACAAACGUGUCCGGGAACUAUCCCCGGAGGAGCCUCAUGUAGAGGAGGAGGAGGAGGAAAGAGGCUACCACACCAACUACUCCCCCUCCCCCCCUCAGCACCACUACAGCCCCCCACAGCUCGGCCACAGCGGCCAGCGAGGGGGAUACCAGUCUGAGGGCUACGAGAGCCCCAUGGAGGAAGAGCCAGAGCCCGCGCCCAGCCUCCCUCGCAAAGAGGUCCGACACGCCAAACCACACAAAGAGCCUGGCAGGGAGGAUCGCGGUUCCCACGGCGACUGGGACGAGGAUAGGCGGCGACGUCAUGCCCAGGCGGGCGGUGGUGGUGGUAGCGGCGGCAGUGGCGAAGGGAAGAAGUGCAGCGCGGAGAGGGAACCGCAUCACAUUGGCAAGGCCUCCAAGCACAGUCGGCACUCCACCCCGCACGAGAGCAAGAAGGACAAGAGAGGGGGAAGUGAUGGUGAGUGUGCUGCCGAGUGAGUUUGCUGAGAGAAUUUCACUGUGACUUCUGUGUCAUUGUGACAUUUACAGAGAGGCUGGUUCUCAAAUGACACCCUAUUCCAUAGAUGCCUCUUUCAAGCUUUGAGUCACUGUUGGGCUGUUGGCUUGUUAAUAGAUGGUUUUCCAGUCAUGUAUUAUAUUUAUUUAACCAUGUCGGUUAAAACCAAUCUGAGCUGGUCAUGGGUGCACCUCAGCCACGCUCAAGGUCCUAAACGAUAUUAUAACCGCGAUCGAUAAUAGACAGUACUGUGCAGCCAUCUUCAUCGACCUGGCCAAGGCUUUUGACUCUGUCAACCACCGCAUUCUUAUUGGCAGACUAAAUAGCCUUGGUUUCUCAAAUGACUGCCUCGCCUGGUUCACCAACUACUUUUCAGAUAGAGUUCAAUGUGUCAAAUCGGAGGGCCUGUUGUCUGGACCUAAUUCUUGGGCCGACUCUUUUCUCCGUGUAUAUCAAUGAUUUCGCUCUUGCUGCUGGUGACUCUCAGAUCCACCUCUACGCAGACAACACCAUUUUGUAUACAUCUGGCCCUUCAUUGGACACUGUGUUAACAAACCUCCAAACAAGCUUCAAUGCCAUACAACACUCCUUCCGUAGCCUCCAACUGCUCUUAAACACUAGUAAAACUAAAUGCAUGUUUUUCAAUCGAACGCUGCUGGCACCCGCCCACCCGACUAGAAUCACUACUCUCGACGGGUCUGACCUAGGGUAUGUGGACAACUACAAAUACCUAGGUGUCUGGUUAGACUGUAAACUCUCCUUCCAGACUCACAUUAAGAAUCUCCAAUCCAAAGUUAAAUCUAGAAUCGGCUUCCUAUUUCACAAAAAAGCCUCCAUCACUCAUGCUGCCAAACAUGCCCUCGUAAAACUGACUAUCCUACCGAUCCUUGACUUCGGCGAUGUCAUUUACAAAAUAGCCUCCAACACUCUACUCAGCAUAUUGGAUGUAGUCUAUCACAGUGCCAUCCGUUUUGUCACCAAAGCCCCAUAUACUACCCACCACUGUGACCUGUACGCUCUUGUUGGCUGGUCCUCACUACAUAUUCGUCGCCAAACCUACUGGCUCCAGGCCAUCUAUAAAUCACUGCUAGGCAAAUCCCCGUCUUAUCUUAGCUCAUUGGUCAACAUAGCAACACCCACCCGUAGUAUGCGCUCCAGCAGGUAUAUCUCACUGGUCAUCCCCAAAGCCAACACCUCCUUUGGCCGCCAUUCCUUCCAGUUUUCUGCUGCCAAUGACUGGAACGAACUGCAAAAAUCUCUGAAGCUGGAGACUCUUAUCUCCCUUACUAACUUUUAGCAUCAGUUAUCAGAGCACCUUACCGAUCACUGCACCUGUACACAGCCCAUCUGAAAUUAGCCCACCCAACUACCUCAUCCCCAUAUUGUUAUUUAUUUUGCUCAUUUGCACCCCAGUAUAUCUAUUUGCACAUCAUCUCUUGCACAUCUAUCAUUCCAGUGUUAAUACUAAUUGUAAUUAUUUUGCAUUAUGGCCUAUUUAUUGCCUUACCUCCAUAACUUGCUACAUUUGCACACACUGUAUAUAUAUUUUCUGUGGUAUUUUUGACUUUGUUUUGUUUUACCCCAUAUGUAACCCUGUUGUUUUUAUCGCACUGCUUUGCUUUAUCUUGGCCAGGUCGCAGUUGUAAAUGAGAACUUGUUCUCAACUGGCUUACCUGGUUAAAUAAAGGUUAAAUAAAAAUGAGAACCAUUUUCCCAUUAACCUGAUCCUGAAAGAUGUGGGUUGUCUCUCACCCACUUCUCUCUUUAAAAAACGACAUCCCAUUAACAUUAUUCCCUCCUUGUUCUCCUUACUCUCUAGGGAGGUCACGUGAGCCGAGGGACUCCCCUGUAUUAGUCCAGGCGCCUGAGGAGCAGGCGGAAGAGGCAUUUGAUACCCCCACCAUGUCGUUUGAAUCCUUCCUCACAUAUGACGCCCCUACGCCCACUAAGAAGAAGAAGAAGCCCGGCAGCAGCAGCAGUCGGCCCUCCUCCCACCACCACACACCUCCUCGUCCGCCUGUCCAGCCCUCGCCUGCUGCUCCUUCCUCCUCCAAGGAGUCCAAACCCAGCAAGGCCAACGGGAGCCGCAGCAAGAGGGCGGGUCCAGCCCCGACCUCGACAGCAACGACUCCGGUGCCUGAGAAACGCAGCAAGGUAAGAAGACCUUCACUGAACUUUUCCUCUCACAAGAUGCGUAUGUUCAAUUGGAGAAUGUUAAAUUUGCUGUCAUAUUUUUGGGGGCUGUACAGUAAGUCCUUACGAUAUGCUUUUAUUAACCAGUUACCCUGACCCUGAUGUUCUCAUAUUAUGAGAGUCCUUGUUCUCAGGUUCUUGACUGAACUUUCUCUUUAAUGUACUCUUUCUUUUACCCCAGGUGGUCGAGGUUGUGUCCACACUUCCUGAAAUCCCUCUGCCGGCCAUCCAACCUUACUACAGACCUCUGCCUUCCAUUGAUCUCACACCAUUGUCCCCUCAGCGGCGCAAAGGUACUUAUUAUUAUUCCUUCACACUGUGAAUGUCUGUGUGUGGGUAUGUUCCAAUAUCCAUACUUGUGUACAACUGAGAAUGCAUUGCCAAUACAUUGAUUCAUUCUAUGUAGUAUGCUAGCGUGGAUAUCGGAAGUACAGUUUGUAUGUGUUGGACUUGUCUGGACUUGUAAUUUGGGUACAUUUGUAUUAAGAUAUGCGUUACUCUCUAGGCCUAAUACAGUUAGUUCUGAUUGUCGGUAAUUUCUCAUGUUUAACUUUUGCCCUCUUUCCUGCAGGUCCUGUGUCAAAUGACGCCGAGGAGGACACCGUCUUCACUGGGAGACGCUUUAACUCUAAAAUGACAGUCUACUCAGGUUCAAAGACGUCCUACCUGCCCAAGAUGAUGAGUCUGUACGAGCAGUGCAUCAGGGUGCUUCAAAACAACAUUGACUGUGAGUGUUGUCUCCUAGUGACACUGUGAAUGCCAUGUAAUGGCGCCGUUAUCAUAAUGCUUAGGUUUUAUUUCAAUUUCUGUUAUCACAUAUGUAGUUAAUUUAGUCAAGUGUAAAUUAUAUGUUAAUGUAGUACACCUAACAUCUCCCAAAAGAGAGAAGGCAAAGACAUGGAUCACUUAACCCAUUUAUAAUGGGCAAUUGUUCAAACACCACCAACUUAAUUGUCGUGUGGAUUCUUAUGGCUGCUGGCCCACUUAGAUCCACUUGCACACAGUCUUAAAAUAAUUUAACCAAAAAUAAGAACAACACGUGACUUCCUCUUUAACAUUACACCCGCAUGGAACACUCCUCGAAGACUUAUAUUUGUCUAGGUCCAGGAAAUGUAUUCUAACCACAGCUCUGUCCAUGCUUUGUCCACACUGUCAUUCUUUAUCUGAGAGAUACUUAACACCCUGCUGAUUGUGUGAGUCACUGUAUAAUGAGAUGCUUACUGUAUGUUUGUCCAGCAAUUGAUGAGGUGGGAGGCGUGCCAUUUAAGAUUCUGGAACCAGUACUAGAGCGAUGCACCCCUGAACAACUUUACAGAAUUGAGCAGUGCAAUCAGGUAACACACACACACACACACACACACACACAAUCAAAGUAGCGUCUCACACAUGAAUGCACAAACCCUCACCCAGUACGAGAUGGUCAGUGAGCAUGUAGUACACAAGUUCUCAUGCUCUGCCAAGUCAUACUGUAUACCAGGAAGACCCUAGGUGAAGUGUACAAACAAAAACUUGACUCCUAACUGUUAUGCUUUGAACAAUGAAUUGUGUUUACUCUCGCUACUAAAUUGUAGGAUAUAUUUCAUGUAGUUGAUCAUUUUAACCCUAAUUCUUUCCUCUCAGUGUUUUAUGGAGGACUCUGAUGAGCUUUGGCAGCGCCACUGCCAGCGGGACUUCAAGCGUGAGACGCCCCAGGAGUACGAGUCGUGGCGGGAGAUGUACCUGCGGAAGUACGACGAGCGGGAGGAGCGCCUGCGCAAGCUCACCCAGAACAUCAGCUCGGCCCAUGCCAACAAGCCCAAAGGUGCUUUCUCUAUGUCCUAUCUAUGACCGGAAUCCUACUAAACAGUAAUUAUUACUAGGAGUUAUUGUUAUCAUCAAUGAAAGUGUACAGAAGGUGUUUAUUUUGAGUGGGCAUGUGUUUAUAUGUUUGUGUAUUUUCCUGGCAGGUCGAGAGGUUAAAAUGGCAUUUGUCAACUCCGUCGCCAAACCUCCGCGUGAUGUCCGCCGGCGACAGGAGAAGUUUGGCACCACAAGCACCUCCACUGCCAGCUCCACCGUAGCUGCAGCUCCGAUCAAGUAUGUGGACACUAAUGUGCAUACCACAAUCACUAUCACACACUGCAUAGUAGGGAACACUCUUCAUGUUGGCACUUCCAUGUUUAUUUUUUCCUACUUACAUAUCCAUAUACGAAGACAUGACUGGCUGAAUGGUAACUUUAUAUGCUAACAAGUAAUUCAGACUCUCAAACUUAUUCUCAAAGGUCCACUACAUCAUAUUUUAAUCUACAAGUUGUGAUUCCGUUAUGAUUCUAUGUGAAUUGUUGCAAUGUCAUCAUGGGGAAUUAUAAAGGUUAACCAAGUUCACACAGAGGGGUUACGAUUCCUAACGUGCAUUUAAUUAAAAUGCCGUAACCCCCUGAAGGACACACAGCUUCAGGGAUGCCAGAGUAGCCAGAGGACUGUAUGUUAAACAGGAAGGGCAAGAGACCGAAGCCACAGAUUUUCCAGUGUGUUCAAUCCGACAGCAGGGUGAGGAUGGAGGCUAGAAGAGAAGAGCGCAUACAAACAUUCCGGAAUUUCCCCACCACCAUCAAACACUUUGUUAUAUUGGCACUUACAUUUUCAUAUACACAGAAAUGCUUGGCUGAUUGCUAACUUAAGAAAAUAUGCACUACAUCAUAUUUGUGUCCCAAAUUUGACCCAAAUAUGUCUUGUUUGAGGAAUGAACAGUCAUAAGAUAUUAUAAAGGUUCAACACACUGGAGGAUGAAAUGGAAGAGAGACAGACAUUCUGACGUUUUCUGGCCAUUCCGAACUUGCAGCGAGACAUUGUGAAAGCUAGACAGGAAAAUAAAGCGUGACAGUUGUUCAAUCUGAAGAUAUAGCAGCUAGGCUACAUGAGUAAAGAAGAGCACAUAGAAAUGUUCUUGAAAUGUUGAUCGCAUCACUUACUUGUUUUCCGAGUAUUCCGAGAUGGAGCUUAUAAUGCCCCCCCCCCCCCCCCGGAUUUGAAAACACACUAUAAUGAAAAUCUACUGUUUUGUAUUUUUCUGUACACUGAUUGGAUUGACCUUCCUGUUUUUUCUUUUCAGAAUAAGGCCAGCCUUGUCGUAUAGCUCUCACUCGGCUGAGCCCAGCUACUCCUCCUCUCAUGACAGUCCCCCUGAGACCUCUUGCUCCUCAGGCCCCAGCGGUGGGGGUGGGCCCAGUGCCAGAGACAACAAACCACAGGUCAAAAGUGAGUAUCGUGUGUAAGAAAAUAGGUUAAGGUAUUUAUAUUAGACUCAACAUGCAUGUAAAACAAAAGUACUUUCCUGAUUUAAAACGUGUUGACUUUAAUCUCUGAGAGGACAUGUCUGCGUGGUUAACUUUUCUGCUGUUAAAAUGUCACAUCUGUUUGUCUUGCAGAAAUCGCCCCCAUGAUGGCCAAAACUAUCAAAGCUUUCAAGAACAGAUUCUCCCGCCGAUAG
Messenger RNA from Coregonus sp. 'balchen', 9997 nucleotides. The record is from the annotation of a GenBank genome assembly. NCBI's taxonomy places the organism in Eukaryota, Metazoa, Chordata, Actinopteri, Salmoniformes, Salmonidae.